CUCUCUUUUCUCUCUUUCCUUUUUCUUUCUCUUUUCUUCUUUUUUUUUUUUAUUAUUUCUAUUUUAUACUUUAAUCAAUUUUUUUAAUAUGAAUACAAGGCAACGACGACAAGUGGACUACACUCUAGGCAUAUGCUUCCGUUGUAACGGUGAGUUUGACUUUGACGCAGAAGGCAUAAGACAAGUGAUGCUCAAAUGCCAUGAUUGCCAUCGUAACGGUCGUUCAUGCUUUAUGCACUGAAUUAAAUGAUAUAACAGCAGAGAUUGUUCAGACUUACAACUGGCAAUGUGUUGACUGUAAAAGUUGCCUGGUUUGUUUAUCAAAAAAUGUAGAGGAUAAAAUUGUUAUUUGCAGCAGUUGUGACAGAGGUUAUCAUACAUUUUGCUGCAAUCCACCAUUAAGACAUAUACCCAAAGACGAUUGGUACUGUAAUCAAUGCCUAAGUAUGCCAUCACCACCUUCAUCCCCUGCCAAACAAGUGUGUGAUUCGUUACAGGAUAACAGGACAUACAGAUUAAGAAAAUGUCCAACACCCACUGUGAAAUAUUUGGAAAUGAAACAACCUAGACAACAGGAUGAGAAUAUAGAACCUAAAUCAUCUUCAUCCGCAAAGAGGCUCAGAUUAAGAUUGACUGUGAAUGAGGAUGAUCGUCAAUCAAAACGUGGAAGGAAACAAAAGUUUGGAUUAAGUAAAGAGGAGGAGAUGUUUUAUAAAACAUUUGGUUAUAAACUAUCAGAAGAAGAGGCCAGUAUUGAACGAGGUACACCCAAAGAAAGAGAUAGGGAACAAUUUGAAAAGGCAAAACUAAAGGCAGAAAAGAAAUCGCCUGUGAAACCAGCAAAUAGUGACACGGAAAUACCCAAGAUCACAACAAUCUCAUUCGGUCGUUACAUGAUUGACACAUGGUAUAUAGCGCCUUAUCCUGAAGAGUAUGCUCAGAGCUACAUUCUUUACAUUUGCGAAUACUGUAUGAAGUACAUGAAAAGUAGCUUUGUUGCUGGUCGACAUAAAAAGAAAUGCACAGCUAGACACCCACCAGGUGAUGAGAUCUAUAGAGAUGGUGCAGUAUCAAUAUUUGAAGUGGAUGGUAGGAAGAACAAGAUGUACUGUCAAAAUCUAUGUUUGAUGGCGAAGAUGUUUUUGGACCACAAGACACUUUACUACGACGUUGAACCUUUUCUAUUUUACAUCAUGACAGAGGCAGAUGAACAUGGGUAUCAUUUCGUGGGUUAUUUUUCAAAGGAAAAGCGAUCAUCCAUGAACUACAAUGUAUCCUGUAUAUUAACACUGCCUGUAUUUCAACGAAAAGGAUAUGGUCAAUUCUUGAUAGAUUUCAGCUAUUUAUUAUCAAAAAAGGAAAACAAGAUUGGUACACCUGAACGACCUCUAUCUGACUUGGGUUUAUUAAGUUAUCGAAGCUAUUGGAAGACGGUCGUAUUUAAGCAUCUAAAAGAUCAACGAGAUCCAAUUAGUAUAGAAGACCUAUCACGUCAUUCUGGUCUCACACCAGACGAUAUCAUCUCCACAUUAGAAAACAACCAAAUGCUAACCUUUGAUACAAAUACAAAAUCAUAUUCAAUAUCCAUCAACCCUCAGCUCAUUGAAAGUCAUCUAAAUUACGUAAAUCAAAAGAAUUACAUUCAAGUCAAGCCGGAAAAUUUAUCUUGGACACCAUUUGCAAUCUUGAGAGAUAGACUGACUGGCUUAUUAGGUGAAAACCCAAAGUUGACCAUCAAGAAUGCAGAUGAGUCAAUGGACAUUGAUAUUGAUUAACACAACAAUAAAAUCUUUUCAUUUUUUUUUUUUUUUUUUU
Molecule: messenger RNA, 1815 nt
Organism: Rhizopus microsporus ATCC 52813
Lineage: Eukaryota; Fungi; Mucoromycota; Mucoromycetes; Mucorales; Rhizopodaceae
Exons: 8
Coding region: 201-1775 (524 amino acids)
Biological process (GO): regulation of DNA-templated transcription
Molecular function (GO): histone acetyltransferase activity
Source: RefSeq, a predicted model, not a curated record